Xylona heveae TC161 is the source of this 1430-nucleotide messenger RNA. RefSeq names its product serine protein kinase. Gene Ontology annotation, biological process: spliceosomal complex assembly; protein phosphorylation; regulation of mRNA processing. Gene Ontology annotation, molecular function: ATP binding; protein kinase activity. Lineage: Eukaryota; Fungi; Ascomycota; Xylonomycetes; Xylonales; Xylonaceae. The transcript has 5 exons. Bases 77 to 1171 code for a protein of 364 amino acids. The record is from RefSeq and is a predicted model, not a curated record.
GAUAGCUGGAUUCUGGCAAUCACAUUGACAUAUUCUCUUAUGCGCUAGUUUCUAACUUUCUAUUCAGUGAGUAAAGAUGCCGCGCCGCUUUGAGAGAAUUCAUGAUGUCGUCGAACCUGUCGAACAGUAUCGUGCCAAAGGAUACCAUCCAGUCCACCUCGAGGACACUUUCAACCAAAGGUUUCAGAUUGUUGGAAAGUGGGGAUAUGGUUCGUUCUCUACUGUAUGGCUCGCAAGAGACCAAAGUCUCCAAAAAUACGUUUCCUUAAAGAUACUCACCGCCAGAGCCUCAAAGCAAAACCGAGAGCUAUCUAUCCUACUUAGUUUAUCAGAAUCAAGCUCUGAACAUCCCGGCCGCAAUCAUGUUAUACCAUUGUUGGACCAUUUCGAACAUGAUGGUCCCAAUGGCAAGCAUCUUUGUCUCGUAUUCCCGGUUAUGCUUUCGGACGGCCAAUCGAUGACCUUUAAAUCGAAGCCUCGCCAUGCGGACUAUAUUCGAGCUGUUUCCAAGCAAAUACUUUUGGGAUUGGAUUUCCUCCAUGAGCAGGGUUUAGUCCAUACCGAUCUACAGCCAGCCAACAUUCUAUUCUCAGUAGACUCUAUUCCGCCUAUGGAAGUUCUGACGCCACCGGAAUUCAGUCCUGUUAAGUGGCUCCCUGGAAUUCAAGCGGAUGACAGUGCUCCUCGGUAUUUAAUGGUCACGCAACGACCUUGGGGAACGCUGGAUGAUGCCGAUGUUCCGGCACUCGAGGUCAAGAUUUGUGAUCUUGGCGGAGCCAUUCCGAGCGGCCAGCAGGAUGUUCUUCCGGUGACACCAACUGGUCUAAGAGCUCCUGAGCUUCUUGAAAAGGGCGCUUGGGAUAAUAAAAUCGAUAUAUGGACCCUGGGCUGCUUGAUAUUUCAACUUGUCACGAAUGAGCCGCUAUUUCCCCUGGGAAUGUUUGGCUUGACAGCUGAUAAAGUCAAGCAAGAUCUGAGAUCUCUCAUGAACGAGUUUUUUGCAAAUGGCAGUCAGGGGUUUUCUGUCUAUUUGAGCGAGAGGUUACCUCCAGAUUUUGGCGCCGAAAACCUCACGCAACUGACGUCCUUUCUCUGGUCAAUGUUGCAGCGAGAUCCACAAGACCGAAAGACAACCACUGAGCUUCUCAACGAUUCAUUCUUGACUGAAUGAAGUAGCAAGCAGACAAAUCUUAUUAUUAUGUUACUUCAGUGCCUCUGUCAAUGAAUGUCCUUGACUAUAUCAAAUUGUGAUCUACAUCAAAUUGUAUUUUUGCUGUUUUUAUGACUCCUGGAGUAACGUGCUAUUUCUUGGAUCCGGCUGAAUUUGAGAGCCUCUCUUGUCACAUUAAGAAUCUGCAGCCAAUUUCCAUAGCGGUUGAUGAGUUGAAGGUGCAGUCACUUGUUACCAAUGAUAAUAUCUUGUCCCAUGC